Messenger RNA from Penicillium brevicompactum, 1569 nucleotides. RefSeq lists its product as uncharacterized. NCBI's taxonomy places the organism in Eukaryota, Fungi, Ascomycota, Eurotiomycetes, Eurotiales, Aspergillaceae. Gene Ontology annotation, biological process: transmembrane transport. The coding region runs from base 1 to 1569 and encodes 522 amino acids. The record is from RefSeq and is a predicted model, not a curated record. The transcript is spliced from 3 exons. Gene Ontology annotation, molecular function: transmembrane transporter activity.
AUGAGUGCCACCACCGCCAGCGACAAUAGCGCGAGCAACAACACAAGUCUAUACUCUGCAGAAACAGCAAAAGAGUAUCAAGAUGAAGAUUUUGCAGAACUUCAACGGACCACUCAGGUCCCGUUCUCGGUCUUUACAUCGUUGUCAAAAUAUUUGAUCACUAUCAUGGCUUCCAUCGCCAGUUUGAUCUCGCCAAUGUCCUCUAGUAUUUACCUGACUGCCCUGAACCCCAUCGCGGAGGAUUUGCAUGUUAGUGAUUCGAAGGUCAACUUUACAAUCACUACCUUUAUGAUUUUCCAAGGCAUCUCGCCUGUCUUCAUUGCUACUUGCUCCGACGCCGUGGGUCGAAGACCGGCCUUUUUGCUCUGCUUUAUCCUAUACAUUGCCGCCACCAUUGGUCUCGCACUCCAAUCAGACUAUGGUAGCUUGCUUGGUCUGCGAUGUCUUCAGAGUGCAGGGUCCUCGCCGACGAUCGCUCUAGCAAGUGCCGUAGCUGUUGAUAUAGCAGCUUCGAAGCAGAGGGGCUCGUUUUUAGGUGUAAUGCUUGCUUUGCAGAUAAUAGGGCCUACAGUGGCUCCCGUCGCCGGGGGUUUAUUGACCAGUCAUCUAGGAUGGCAUUCCAUAUUUUGGUUUCUGGGAAUCUUAACCGUCGUGCUGCUUAUUCCCAUGGUACUUUUCUUUCCCGAAACGUCGCGCAAGGUCGUUGAUGACGGGUCAACGCCUCCGCCAUGGUGGAACAGGAGUAUCAAGCAGAUGGUCUGUUCAAAUCGGCACUGGAAAUCACCAGACCUAUCCGUUAAACCAAGAUUCAGACUCGAGAACCCGCUGCCUAUUUUGCGAGUGAUUCUCACAGACCCGGAAUCAUUGAUGAUUCUCCUUCUCAUAGGGCAAAGCUACUCCGGUAUCUACGCUAUCAUGACAACCAUGCCGAGCCUCAUGAAGAAUGCCUACGGCUAUAAUAGCGAGCAAAUCGGAAUCCUUUUCCUAGCCUGGAGCGCCGGCACGAUCAUUUCAACCUUCACGACAGGCACAUAUCUCGACUGGGUAUAUCGCCGCGAAGCACGGAAGAUGAAUCUCGACCCAGACACAGAUAUGAAACAGUUUCCCGAUUUCCCGAUCGAGAGAGCCCGUCUGCAAUUCGCAUAUCCUAUCCUUGCCAUCACAGGAGCGACAAUCGUGAGUGUUAUACCCAGCCCGUUCAUCCAGAGUUCUGACCAUCAGAUAACCUACGGCUGGCUCCUCGAAUACAAAUAUCCAGUGGCAUUCGUAUACUGUCUAGAUCUGAUUUUCGGCUUCUGGGCCUCCGCCCUCUGCCAAGUGGGCACCACAUUACUCAUGGAUCUCCACCCCGGUUUCCCCGCCGCAGCAGGCGCAACAGUAAAUCUAGUGCGGUGUCUGCUGGGCGCGGGCGUCACGGCGUGCGCCCUCCCGCUCCUCCACAAGAUCGGCAUAGGCUGGUUCCAUACCUUCACGGGCGCGGUGUGGGUUUGGUGCGGGAUUCCGAUGGUAUGGUGGAUCAUUCGCAAUGGUGUUGAAUUGAGAAAGCGACGGGACUCGAAAUUCGCUUGA